This is a messenger RNA of Lolium rigidum, 579 nucleotides long. RefSeq lists its product as uncharacterized. NCBI's taxonomy places the organism in Eukaryota, Viridiplantae, Streptophyta, Magnoliopsida, Poales, Poaceae. The record is from RefSeq and is a predicted model, not a curated record. Bases 1 to 579 code for a protein of 192 amino acids. The transcript has a single exon.
AUGGGGCUCUGCAUGUCUAGCUGCGGCGCGGCGGCGGCGGUGCGGUCGGAGCGGCUGCCCGCCGCGUCGACGGCGAUGGUGCUGCUCCCCACGGGGGAGCUGCGCGAGUACCCGCGCGGCACCACCGCGGCGCAGGCGCUCGAGGGGCUCCAGGGCUUCCUCUGCGACGCCGACGCGAUGGGGUUCGAGGGCCCGGCACCCGCCGUGGGCGCCGGCGAGGAGCUCCGCCCGGGCCAGAUCUACUUCGUGCUCCCCUCCGAGGCCCGCCGCUCCGGGCUCCGGCGCGAGGACGUCGCCGCGCUCGCCGUCACGGCGUCCGCGGCGCUCGUCGACAGGGCCAACGCCGCCGCCAACGCCGCGUCGGGCGGCAGCCUGCGUAGGAGGCGCGCCAUGUCCGUGUCGCCGCUCGUGUUCGCGCCGCCGCCCGAGGAGGCGGGCGGAAACCGCGCCGCGUACAAGACCGUGCCGGCGAUGCUGGCCAAGAGGUGCCCCGUGGGGCGCGUGAAGAGCGCCGGGAGGAUGCUGCCGCGGUUCGCCCCCGACCUGAGCGCCAUUCCAGAGUGCGAGACGUACGAGUGA